AUAUUGGGCUUCCAUGGUUUCAACCCGCGGUUCGCCCGGCCCUAUGCUAUCUAGAAUGACAUUCUUUCUUCAUGUUUAUGUUUUUGGUAUUUGAGAGUGUUUUAUUGAAGGGUCGAAUCAAUGAUUACACAUGAUACGUUGCGGGUAAGAAUUGAAUAUCUGAGUUUGAUAUGGUCUGGUCUGGUGGUCGAGAACAGCCCAACAAGAGCCAAGGAAAAAGAAGAAAAAAACACAAACUGGUGGUCCAAUGAAGACUCAGUGGGAGAGCAAAAAGAGUAUAUAGGGACAUGGCAUGGACCCAAAACCCAUCUCCAUCGUCCAUGACUUGUUGCAUGAGCGUGACUAUGAUGAGAGACUCAUAAUCUGUCAUAUAAUAUGAUUGGUGACAAAUGAUUCAUCAUUCCUCUUCUUCAGCUUCAGUUCAGGAUGUUUGUAAUCAAAAAAUUAUCUCUGAACUUGCCUGCUUUCCUGUCUUACCUGUAUAUGUGGCCACUAUUUCUUUCUAUUGUCGACUUGAUUCUCAAUCAUAACUAACUAAUUGCAGAUUUUAAUCAAACAAAGCUACAGAACUACUUGUCCAAUAUCAAUACGUAUUUAUCCCAACUAUUACAAGUAUUUUCUGUAGCCGUCCAAAUCUUGUUUCUUUAUUGGAUCCCCCCACCCCACCUCCUUCCAUUAUCAAAGCAUUUCAAAUCUUCAAAAUAUAUGAAUGGGUUGCCGCAACUACAACUAUGGCCUCAUCUGGUUCAUAUGCUCGGUGUUUAUGGAACACACAGUUCUAGUUCAUUCAGGUAGUGACAAGCAGCACCGUAUACAUGGACCACUAGUUAACGUCACCAAGCAUCUCUCUUUCCCAGAUUUCAGCUUCUCCAAAAACCCCCGAGUUUUAGAAGAUGUAAAGCUUCUUGGCAGUGCCAAGUUCUCCGCCUCAUCAGCCAUCCAAAUCCCCGAUGAUCAUGAUCAACCCCACGGCAACGGCAAUGAUAUUGAUCAUCUCAGACACCAAGCAGGCAGAGCCCUCUACUCUUCUCCCAUCCGUCUCCUUGACCCUCACACCCAGUCCCCUGCUUCUUUCCAAACAACCUUCUCUUUUCAAUUCCACAAUGCUUCUUCUUCUUCUUCUUCUUCCAAUUUCAGUGCUAAUUCUUCUGAUCAUGGUGGCAGUGGCCUCACCUUCAUCAUUGUCCCCGACGAGUUCACCAUUGGCAGGCCUGGCCCGUGGCUCGGCAUGCUCAACGACGCUUGUCAGGAUGAUUAUAAGGCAAUAGCAGUCGAGUUCGACACGCGUCUCAAUCCUGAGUUCGGAGACCCCAAUGACAACCAUGUCGGAAUCAACCUCGGCACGAUCGUCUCCACCAAAACAAUCAACGCUUCCGAUGUUGGUGUCUUUCUCGACGAUGGUUCAGUCCACCGAGUUUGGAUUGGCUACGACGGCUCACGCCGUUGGAUGGAAAUUCAUUUAGGAUCAGACAGCGGCAGCAAUGACAGUCCUCCAUCAAAGCCGAUCUUCUCUGGCCCUCUUGAUCUCUCACCCUUUCUCAGCGAGUACAUGUUCGUCGGAUUCUCAGCUUCCACUGGCAACCAUACCCAAAUCCACAGCGUCCUCUCUUGGAAUUUCAGUUCCACUAGCCAAGCUUUUCUUUGGACGCCUUCAGUGGAAACAUGCGAGAGUAACAUCAUUGUACAUGGCAGAGCAGGUACCACGAGCGCUGAGCCUCCAGGCACAUUCUUAAUCUUUGUUGCUGUGCUGGUUUUGGUUCUGGCUGUUGUGCUUAGCCUAUACUACAACAGCAGGCGCAAAAGUACAGAAAUAUCAGACACUUCCAUUGUGCUGCCGGAGAAGAAGCAGAGACCAAGGCCUCCCAACAAGCCCCGCUGCUUCACAAUCUCCGAGCUUUCCUUGGCUACUCAAUGCUUCAGCGAGUAUGAAUUUCUGGGUAGCGGCUCGAGAGGUGUGUACUAUAGAGGAAAGCUUUUGAAUGGAUGUCAAGUGGCUGUGAAGCGGUUUUCUUCUCAGUUUUUGCACUCUCAAGGAUUUGAUAGGCGAAGGUUUUUGAAGGAAAUAAAGGGCAUUAGCCGGUUUAGGCAUCCAAAUUUGGUUCCGAUCCGAGGGUGGUGUCAAGAUCAGAAAGAAACCAUGGUUGUGUAUGAGUUUUUCCCCAAUGGGAGCCUUGACAAAUGGCUAUUUGGGAUGGGUGUUCUUCCGUGGACUCGGCGGUUCAAGGUUGUGAAAGAUGUGGCUGAGGCCGUCAGUUUCUUACACUCCAAUCAAUUAUCCCACAAGAACUUGAAAACAACUAGCGUCUUUCUUGAUAUUAGUUUCCGCGCAGUCCUUGGGGACUUUGGGUUUGUGCUAUGUGGUGCAGAAUCAAAAAGGUUCGAGUCAGCAGUGAGCCAAAGUGCGGAUGUGUUUGAAUUUGGGUUGUUUGUGUUGGAAGUGGUUGGUGGGAGGCAGAGACUGGAGGCAGAGUUGGGGCAAUUGGAGGAGAGGGACUUGCUGGACUUUGCAUGGAGAAUGCACGAGAAAGAUGAAAUGGCGAGGGUAGUGGAUAGGAGGAUGGGCACAGUGAUAAACUUGGAGCAAGCAAUUAGAGUUAUGCAAAUUGGGUUGCUAUGCACACUGAAUGUGACCAAAGGGAGGCCUUGUAUGGAGCAAGUGGUGGAGUUUCUUAGCAUGGAGAGACCAAUCCCGGAGUUGCCACCGAGUCGACCGGUUGCUCUGUUCCCUUACAACAGCACCGGCGCCCUUUGCACUGGUUAUUCUUGCGCUUCUUUCAAAUGAAGCUACAAUUACUAGUCUUUUGAUUGAGGUUCGGAUGUUGCGGCCUUUAAUGGUCAUGUUUGUAUAAUAGAUUGCAAAUGUAAAAGCCAAAUAGCAACAUGUGCUGCUGUGCUUCAUUUCCCUCAUGUAUUUUUAUAAGUCAUACGCAAUAUCAAUUGCAGGUGCCAAUUGGAAUUCCUUUUA
Molecule: messenger RNA, 2965 nt
Organism: Prunus dulcis (almond)
Lineage: Eukaryota; Viridiplantae; Streptophyta; Magnoliopsida; Rosales; Rosaceae
Product: L-type lectin-domain containing receptor kinase VIII.2-like
Exons: 1
Coding region: 710-2782 (690 amino acids)
Biological process (GO): protein phosphorylation
Cellular component (GO): plasma membrane
Molecular function (GO): protein kinase activity; ATP binding; carbohydrate binding
Source: RefSeq, a predicted model, not a curated record